AUGGACAACUAUUGUAAGGACCUUACCUUGAAGAACUUAAUUAGGGAAUUUCCUUAUGUGCAAGAACCAGAUGUAUCCUUGACGGAGAGAGGCCUUGUUGCUUUCUCAGCUGGCUCCACUCGGUUCUAUUCUUUUGCCGCCAUGGUUGUGAUUGCAAGGAACUGCCAUCAUCCAUCACUGCAAGGGAUUACGGCGACUUCUCCUUUCUGGCGUCCUUAUGGAUCACGUGUUUCAUUACAUCUGGCCCAUGCUAAAAAGCUAAAGAUGCUCUCCAGUGGGGAAUGUAAUCUAGGCCUCCACUCUGGUUUUGAAAGCCAUUGUAAGGUGGAGACCAGAGACAGCCCCUUCGGUGACGACAAGGCUCUGUUGGUCAGUGCUGCAAGGCUGGAGACGAUGCAAUAUCUUUGGAUGUCUUCUUGUUCAAUAAGUAAUGGUGCAUGUGAGCUGCAAGAUCAGGAGAUUCCGCCUAGUUUCGGGGGUAUUUGUUCAUUGAAAAUUAUCAAACUUGUAGAGAGCCCUCAACUUGAAGAUUUCUCUAUGAAGAUUUAG
Solanum tuberosum (potato) is the source of this 549-nucleotide messenger RNA. Its product is annotated as protein TRANSPORT INHIBITOR RESPONSE 1-like. The record is from RefSeq and is a predicted model, not a curated record. NCBI's taxonomy places the organism in Eukaryota, Viridiplantae, Streptophyta, Magnoliopsida, Solanales, Solanaceae. The coding region runs from base 1 to 549 and encodes 182 amino acids. The transcript has 2 exons.